AUGUCUAGAGAUUCGCAAUUCAAUAGAUCGAACUAUAACUCCCGCGGUGGUGAUUUCCGUGGCGGUAGAGGGUCGGACAGGAACUCUUACAAUAGGGACCGGAACGGUUACGAUGGUUACCAGAACAGCAGACCUUUCCAGCAGGGUCCUCAGGAGCUGGUGAGACCGAAUUGGGAGGAGGAGUUGCCUAAUCUGCCCACUUUUGAGAAGAACUUCUAUGUGGAACACGAGAAUGUGGGCAACAGGUCGGACGAGGAAGUGGCACAGUUCAGAAGGGAGAACGAGAUGACGAUCUCCGGUCACGAUAUCCCCAAGCCUAUCACUACUUUCGACGAAGCGGGAUUUCCCGAGUAUGUGUUGAAAGAAGUCAAGGCGGAAGGGUUUGACAAGCCUACGGGAAUCCAGUGUCAGGGUUGGCCUAUGGCGUUGUCCGGUAGGGAUAUGAUCGGUGUCGCGGCUACUGGUUCUGGUAAGACCCUGUCGUACUGUUUGCCUGCUAUUGUUCAUAUCAACGCGCAGCCGCUUCUUGCGCCAGGUGACGGCCCAAUCGUGUUGGUGCUAGCGCCAACUAGAGAGUUGGCAGUCCAGAUCCAGAAGGAGUGUUCCAAGUUCGGCAGGUCUUCUAGAAUCAGAAACACCUGUGUCUACGGUGGUGUUCCUCGUGGGCAACAGAUCAGAGAUCUGACCCGUGGUGCAGAGAUCGUGAUCGCCACGCCGGGCAGACUGAUCGACAUGUUGGAGAUCGGUAAGACCAACUUGAAGCGAGUCACCUAUCUGGUGCUCGACGAGGCUGACAGAAUGCUGGAUAUGGGUUUCGAGCCGCAGAUUAGGAAAAUUGUGGAUCAGAUCAGGCCAGAUAGACAAACUCUGAUGUGGUCCGCCACUUGGCCUAAGGAAGUGAAGCAGCUGGCCAGCGACUACCUGAACGAUCCAAUUCAGGUUCAGAUCGGUUCGUUGGAGCUGGCUGCUUCUCACAACAUCACCCAGGUCGUCGAAGUGGUUACCGACUUCGAAAAGAGAGAUCGUCUCGCCAAGCACUUGGACAUCGCCUCCCAGGACAAAGAAUCCAAGAUUCUGGUCUUUGCCUCCACGAAGAGAACUUGCGAUGAGAUUACCAAAUAUCUAAGAGAUGAUGGUUGGCCUGCAUUGGCUAUUCACGGUGACAAGGACCAAAGAGAGCGUGAUUGGGUCUUGAACGAGUUUAGAACUGGUAGAUCGCCAAUCAUGGUGGCUACCGAUGUCGCCGCUAGAGGGAUUGGUAUGUUUUUUUUUCGUCUUCAUUUUUUUUCAACUACUACUAAUUGUAUCACUUUUGAACUAGCAACAGAGUGUUGGUGUUUUACAGGCAUAUUGAUCAUAUGCUAUUGCACAGUAUCGGAAUUUGCUUUUUCUCUCUGCACAAAUGACAAGCAUGCUGUUGGUCUACGGAGGAGUUAUGUGACAGAUAAAUUUCUGGGUUUGAAGUUCCAUGGUUGA
This is a messenger RNA of Torulaspora globosa, 1476 nucleotides long. It is a transcript of the gene DBP2, whose product is annotated as DEAD-box ATP-dependent RNA helicase DBP2. Gene Ontology annotation, cellular component: nucleus; cytoplasm; ribonucleoprotein complex. Gene Ontology annotation, biological process: rRNA processing. The coding region runs from base 1 to 1476 and encodes 491 amino acids. The record is from RefSeq and is a predicted model, not a curated record. Gene Ontology annotation, molecular function: RNA binding; RNA helicase activity; ATP binding. The transcript has a single exon. NCBI's taxonomy places the organism in Eukaryota, Fungi, Ascomycota, Saccharomycetes, Saccharomycetales, Saccharomycetaceae.